Messenger RNA from Tremella mesenterica DSM 1558, 2835 nucleotides. RefSeq lists its product as uncharacterized. Bases 1 to 2835 code for a protein of 944 amino acids. NCBI's taxonomy places the organism in Eukaryota, Fungi, Basidiomycota, Tremellomycetes, Tremellales, Tremellaceae. The transcript has 13 exons. The record is from RefSeq and is a predicted model, not a curated record. Gene Ontology annotation, molecular function: RNA polymerase II CTD heptapeptide repeat phosphatase activity. Gene Ontology annotation, cellular component: nucleus.
AUGUCCGACCCACCUACACCUUUAACACUCCCUAUCAACCUUCCAUACCCAAUCAUCAUCACUCGUGUACAUAUAAAAACAGGUCAAGAGGUAUCGAGAGGGACAACAUUGUUGGAAUACGCUUUCACACCUUUUAAACUACGACAAUCAUCGAAUGACUUUUCUCUGGACUCAGAUAGGUUUGGUAUUCCCAGUGAGGAUGAAGAAGUUGAUAUUGGUGAACUUGGAAAUGGACCCGAAGGAUUUCAGAAUGGAAUUGGAACUGAGAUUGGUAAAGGACAUAAAUUGGAAUUGAAAGAAGGUGAUUUAAUAGGGAGUUGGGAAAGUUCAAUAGAGGGGAAGAUUGAAAGUAUAGAAAAGUUUAUCAAAGUCGGGAUGAAGUUAGAAGAGAGAUAUAGAGGGAAAACAGCUUUACUGGUACAACAACCUUGUUCUCAUCCUGUACAAUUACAUGGAAUGUGUGGUGUAUGCGGGGCGGAUCUUCAAGUUGAAGAUUACCUUUCUCCUUUUCAAGAAUCAGAAGCUGGACCUUCUAGAUAUCCUGGAGGUUAUGAAAUAGGACAUGAUGCUACUGGUGUGACUGUCAAUACAACUGAAGCUAAACGUCUGGACGAAAUCACUCGACUGGAUCUUCUUUCACAACGUAAAUUAAGUCUCAUCGUUGAUCUUGAUCAAACUAUCAUACAUACCACGGUUGAUCCUACGGUUGAAGAAUGGCUUAUCGCUCUUCGUUCGGAACCAUCUUUCCAUUCUUCUCAACAAAACUCGCAAGAAGGUCAAAGAACUGUCAGAUCAACAACCCCAAUAAACACACCUGAUACUGUCUCUCCCAGUUCCCCCAAUGUGGAAAGUAAGGAUGGAGAGGAACGGUUGGAACGGCUAGAACGGACCGAAACCCAAUCUUCCAUCCCAUCAAGAUCGACAAAUUCAUCUUGGACAGACGAGGAGAAUCCGAAUGCUGAAGCUUUGAGAGAUGUGGUGAUGUUUAGUUUUGAAGAUGAGUUGGAUUUCGGUACGGCUGGACGAGAUAGAAGGUAUAGACCUAGACCUAGGAGAUACUUUACCAAGCCUAGACCCGGUCUUGCAAAGUUUUUAGAGGAGAUGAACAAGUUGUACGAAAUGCAUGUGUACACCAUGGGUACACGUACUUACGCAGAGGCUAUCGUGGGUAUUGUCGAUCCUGAGGGUAAAUAUUUCGGCGGGAGGAUUUUAAGUAGGGAUGAUAGUCGUAAUUUCACAACCAAAAACCUUAAACGUCUCUUUCCAACCGAUACCAGUAUGGUAGUCGUCAUUGAUGAUCGUGCGGAUGUUUGGGGUGAUUGUCCUAAUCUGGUCAAAGUUAGACCAUAUGAUUUUUUCUUGGGUAUAGGUGAUAUAAAUUCUGCUUUUUUACCACCUGUUUCCCAUGAUUCUCCUACUUCCCCUUCUUCUCCUACAUCCUCUACUUUACCUACACUUCCUAUUCCUCCUAAACCUACAUCUCUACACACUUUAGCGACGGGAGAAGAAGUUUCUCAGGAAGAAGAAUUGUUAUUACAACAGAAAAUGUUGGAUGAAGUUUCUGAAGAAAGACCUUUGGCGAAAUUACAAGAGAAAUUAGAAGAUGCUUCGGUAAUGACGGAUGAUCCUGACGAUUCAAAAGCUGGUUCAGAAGGUGUGAAGAAGCUACAUUUGCAGAAUGAGGCCCGGACAAAUAGUGCGGGCCAAUUUAUAAAGGGGGAAUUGGGAAGAGAAAUGUGGGAGGAAGAGAAAAUGAUAAGAAUAAAAGAAGAUAAUGAUGAUGAAUCUUCGGGAGAAAAGUUGGUUACAAGAGAAUUUAAAAGAAAACCAACUUCAACACAUGCUUUACCUAAAGUAUUAUUAUUGGAUCCGAAUGAUGAUGAGUUGGAUAGGGUCGAAAAGCUUCUACGACGAAUACACCGAAAGUUCUACAACGCUUAUGAUCGUCGAUUGUCAGAUGUUGAUAUUCCUUUGGCUUGCGAUUGCGAGCUCAUCAUUCCCGAGAUCAAAGCGCAGGUCUUUGACGGAUGUUAUUUCGUUUUCUCGGGUAUCAUAGCAAGAGAUGUGGAACCGGAAACAACGUCGCAUUGGCAAUGGGCAGAAAUGUUCGGUGCAAGAUGUCAACCCACCUUAACUCGAAAGACGACCCAUUGUAUAACCACCAACGCCGGGACAGAAAAAGUUUAUCAAGCAUCCAAACUACCAGGAUGUAAGAUUGUUUGGGUACAAUGGUUUUAUCAAUCAUUAUCAUUAUGGGAACGUCAACCAGAAGAUGAAUUCUCUGUUGAAUCUUUACCUUCUUCUUGGGGUAAAUCUUCAGUCCGUCGAGUUUCUACUGAAGGAGGACACACAUCUUCAGCUUCUCGAGUUUCUACUGAAGGAGAAGAGACAUUUUCAGCUUCUCGGAUCUCCCCUGAAGGAGAAGUGACAUCUUCAGGUAUACUAUCAAGAGAAGGUUCGUCAAAGUUGAAAGCUGGUCAAGAUGAGGAAAUACCAUUGCUAGAAGAAGAAAAUGAAUUCUCUGGGGAAUUAUGGCCAGAAGGUGAAACGGAUGAAAUGGACGUUUUGGAGAAAGAAGGUGUUGGAAUGGGUGAUGGUUGGGAUGAAGCUGCUUUGAAAGAAUUAGAAGAUUUCGCUAUGGAUGAUGAGUCAGAGUUUGAGUGGGAGAAGGAUGAUGGUUCUGCUACUCCUUCACCUGGUACUCCCGGUACACCGGGAACACCGGGGACACCGGGAACACCAGGGAAAAAACGUGUACGAUAUGCGGAUGAAGAGGAUUUACCUUUGGAGAAUAUCAGGGAUCUUCCUUUUGAUGAAAGCUUGCGGAAAGUUUAG